UCAGCCCGUGAACUUCCGGUGGAACGUCAUUUGAUGUUGUGGUACUUUUAGGUUAGUGGGCGGCACCUUCAAAUCCAACUCCUUGAGACUCUAGUGGUUUAUAGAUAAAGUUUGAACUAGAACUUAUUUAUUUAAUUUAUUAUUUAUUCAAUAUCUACGUGAAAAUAAAGUAAUAACUUAGGUUAACGGAAAUGAAAAAGGCAUUUAAAUUUCAGCGCUGUGAAGGAACGUCAGCUGAGCACUGUUGUGUCCCUCAUUGUUCAUCCUCAGCGAAAUUCAAUUCAGUCAUAAGUUUUCACACUUUCCCUUCAGACGUACAACAGCGAAAGAAAUGGAUAAUAAAUAUAAGAAGAGACAAUUUUAUUAUAUCUUACCAUACACGCGUGUGUAGUCGGCACUUUGUGCCAGAAGAGCUCAAGGAGCCUGCUGAAGUCGGCGGGAGGCGAAGGCUGAAGUCUGGUGCCGUACCUGUACUGUUCCCUUGGAAUAAUUACUCUCUUGGAGAGAGAAGGCUUGGGGUUUGGGAAAGGAGAACGAGACCAGAGAGUAUGGAAACUGGGGAAUAUUAUGAACGUAUAUCUACCAACGACCACGAUUACAGCACAGCACCACAGCCCGCGUUUGUUGACUCGGUUCUGGAAGAAAACGAAAGGCUUCGCGAAGAAAUCGACCAUGUGAGGCGGCAGAUGGAACAGAUGUCACUCAAACAGCGUUUUGGGCUGCAGCGAUUUACAGGUUCUGACAGUGACAUCCGUUUCUACACCAGGUUUUCAUCUUAUGAUCAUCUGAUGCGGUUUUGGCAGGUGAUUGAACCACCACUGAGAUUCAUGGUUCGGGUAACCAGAACAGGAACUGCAAACGUUGAAUCUGAAAAGCAAAGUGCUUCCAUGGUAAGUCUGUUGUCUGUGCUAUUAUGACCAAACUCUCCAGCUACAGAAUUUAUGCAUCCUAUCAUAUACUUGUUCAAUACAUGGUUGGACUUUUACUUUCUGAAGCCAGGAUGUUCACAUUAUGAC
Messenger RNA from Carassius carassius (crucian carp), 1016 nucleotides. Its product is annotated as THAP domain-containing protein 2-like. Bases 192 to 917 code for a protein of 241 amino acids. Gene Ontology annotation, molecular function: sequence-specific DNA binding. Lineage: Eukaryota; Metazoa; Chordata; Actinopteri; Cypriniformes; Cyprinidae. The transcript is spliced from 2 exons. The record is from RefSeq and is a predicted model, not a curated record.